Messenger RNA from Clupea harengus (Atlantic herring), 2842 nucleotides. RefSeq names its product G protein-coupled receptor 137Ba (gene gpr137ba). Lineage: Eukaryota; Metazoa; Chordata; Actinopteri; Clupeiformes; Clupeidae. Gene Ontology annotation, biological process: negative regulation of bone resorption; positive regulation of TORC1 signaling; negative regulation of osteoclast differentiation. Gene Ontology annotation, cellular component: lysosomal membrane. The record is from RefSeq and is a predicted model, not a curated record.
CUAAAACAUUUUGUACCACAAUUUCAGCAUUAGGCUUAGGCUAGCUUAGUUUAGCUCUGGCUUUUAAUAUACAGAAAAUGUUCUGUAUGUUCUGCUGUUCAACAAGAGACACAUUAACAUACAUACACACAAUAAAGCAUAGACUGAAUGUGGUCCCUAGAGCAAUGUAACAUUCCAACAUAAAUUGCUUAUUUCCUGAAUGUAUGUGUACUAAAGUUGGUUCCCUAAUAAAACUGUAAAUUGAAAUUGGACUGUAAUAUCCUGGAUAGAAGUUUCACCUGGAAGGAAAGUCUUAAGUGCUUAAAGAUAAGUUUCUGCUUGUCAGCAGGCAACAAUACAACAAAACAAAAAAAACUAAAAUGACAACUGAUUAAUUAUUCCUGGCUUAAUAUGUUUAGUACGUAAUAUGUUUUGCUUUAACAUUUCAUAAAAGAAGUCCAAACACCAUUUUGUGUCCACAUCAAAUGUGGAAAUGGCUUCCACUCACAAUUAAUGGAGCAUGCACUGAGCAGGAACAGUACUCCUACACAUAAAAAAAAAAACCAAGAGAGCCUGGGGGCGAGCAGCUAAAAGAAUUAAAGAGCAAGAUGAACAUCAAGGGUAGAAAAAAGGACACACUCUGCUACAACACAGGGUUAAAGGUAGAGAGGAGUGCGUCAGCAUGGUGUAAAGGAUAUGUGGGCAGGCUUCUCUCUCUCUCUCUCUCUCUCUCUAUCUCUCUCUCUCUCUCCUCCGUCGCCCUGAGCUCCCAUCACAAUGCUGCUCUACUUCCUGCCAGCUGAAUAGAGAUCAUGUGGCCUCAGUCACGGGCACACACAAAGCCGUAGCAGGAAGUGUGUGUCUGUUUUCUUUGCUCACUCCUCCCAUCUCCUCUUCUCUCCUCUCCUCUGCUCUGCUCUCCUCUCCUCCCACUCCCGAGCUCGCGUUCACUCUCUUCUCUUUUCCCGUCCUCUCCUCUGCAUCCAUCCCUCUCUCUCGUUCUGUCUCUGUUCUUCCCUCUCUUUGUCAGCUGCGCUGCAUCCCCAGCCACUAUCCCGUCUGUGGAGUCGGAGAAAAAGGGGGAACCGGGGAGAAGGAGGAACAACAGAGGCAGCUUAAGCCGGACAGAGAGGCCCCUUUUUCUCAGCUUCCUUUCCUUGGCAGGAGCUGGGAGAGGGGGUUGAGGGGGUAGCGGCUGCAGCUCCAAGCCAUGGAGGCUCCGGUGCGGGAGAGUGGGGUGGCGCUGGCGCUGGCAGCAGCGGCGUCCAACGAGUCCCUGCCUCCACCCACCCUGAGCCCGGCCGUGCCACCCUAUGUGAAGCUGGGCCUGACGGUGGCCUACACCGUCUUCUACUCGCUGCUCUUCGUCUUCGUGUACGCGCAGCUGUGGAUGGUGCUGCGCUACCGGCACAAGCGCCUCAGCUACCAGACGGUGUUCCUGUUCCUGUGCCUGCUCUGGGCGGCCCUGCGCGCUGUGCUCUUCUCCUUCUACUUCAAGGACUGCGUGAUGGCAAACGCGCUCGGGCCCUUCGCCUUCUGGCUGCUCUACUGCUGCCCCGUCUGCCUGCAGUUCUUCACGCUCAGCCUCAUGAACCUGUACUUCGCCCAGGUUGUUUUCAAGGCCAAGUCCAAGUACUCACCAGAACUUCUCAAGUACAGGCUACCCCUGUACCUGGUCUUUCUGUCCAUCAGCUUACUUUUCCUGGUGGUUAAUCUGACCUGCGCUCUCCUGGUCAAGAUGACAAACACAGAGACCAAGACCAUAGUCCUGGUGCGAGUGGCCAUCAACGACACACUCUUUGUCCUCUGUGCAAUCUCCCUCUCUUUGUGUCUCUACAAGAUUGCAAAGAUGUCCCUUGCCAACAUCUAUUUGGAGUCUAAGGGAACGUCUGUGUGCCAAGUGACUAUAAUCGGAGUAACAGUGAUUCUGCUCUACACAUCACGUGCUUGUUACAACUUGGUGGUGCUUGCUCUCGCCGACAUCAAAAGCAUCAACUCUUUUGAUUAUGACUGGUACAAUGUUUCAGACCAGGCAGAUCUGCACUCCACCCUAGGGGAUGCAGGAUACAUCGUGUUUGGCGUGAUCUUGUUUGUGUGGGAACUGCUGCCUACAUCUCUGGUGGUUUUUUUCUUCAGGGUUCGGAGACCAGCUCAGGACAGAAGUGCAGCCAUCAUCCCUGGUCACGUCUUCUCUUCAAGGGCUUAUUUCUUUGACAACCCCAGGCGUUAUGACAGUGACGAUGACCUGGCAUGGAGCAUUAUCCCACAAAAUAUUCAAGCCAGUUUCACAGCAGACAGCUAUGACUGGGGCAGCCAGACCAGCGGUUUUGCCGCUUAUAUAGGUGAUGAAGACUCCCAACUGGCUCCGCCCCCUGAGGAGCUAAACCCUUACUAACACCGUCCAUUGAGCCUUCGGAGGACACGGGGAGACAAGGGCUGAGUGUGAACAGAGAUUACAAACUCAAAUAUUUUGUAUUACAACUUUUGUAUAAGUAAUCAAAAUGUAUAGUUUGAAGCCAGCAAUAACCAAGAGGAAUUACUGUAUUUUUUGUGGGCGAAUGCCACACACCCCAACACUUCUGAGUCCUCUGUAUAUGUUAUGUUAACAUGAUCAUUAAUAUGUUUCAGAUGGUUGAUAUCGAGGGUUGUUUAAUGUUUGUUAUUUUCUAUUGAUUGUUAGGAAAUCAACUUUAAAUUAAUUUAUUAUGAACAAUUAUUUGAGGUCUCCUUUUUUACUCCCUCUCCCACAUUCACCUUUACUGAGACAUGUUUUUUCCUGUGCGCACCUUUUGUAUGUGUUUGAUAAGACACACAUCUCAAAAGAUGUGAAUUAAAGAUACUUUGUAGGGAAACACUCUUUUAA